AUGGCUUUCAGCACCACAAAGAAAGUAGCAGAACAACUUGAAUGGCUCGAACAAAAUAUUACAUUGACUCUCCAAGAGAUUGACCAUAAUUUUUCGUCGUGUCACCAAACAGUGACUACAAGAGUGUUGCCACAAAUUGAACGAUAUGCCGAAGUAUCAAGAGACGUGUGUGAAAACGCAAAGCUUUGGUUAUCAUUUUUCGAAUCUUUGGAUUUAAAUUCUAGUGCAACCACUGACUCUUCACCAGACUCACGAAAAUCAACGAUAUCUCUGUUCGGCAGAAAAGGUGAUGACUCAAAAACGUCAAAAUCACAUAGUGCUGCUGUGUCAUCGAUCUCUUCUACAUUUUUCCCACCUCCAAGUUUAAAUCAUCAUCAAACUCCAAUCUCGGGCUCAAAAGAACAUUUUUUCACGCCAGUUGGGACUUCUACACCUUUUAACUCUGAAAAAAUACCUCGUUUGUUUCGACGCACAUUCUCGCGACAAGUACCAACCCCUGAUUCUUUAGAUACUGAUUUUAGUAAUAUUAGCAAUUAUGCUAUGUAUCGAAACAACCUUCCGAAAAUUGUUGCUAGUCGAAGUAGUAAAGGUACACCGUAUCCUCGACCACCUGCCUCAGUCACCUCAACUAAUGAUUCCGAAUAUCCGGAUAUGUCUCCGCCAGUCACGAUUCAAUUUUCAGUUCCAUCAUCUAUCCUACUUAAAACACCUGCUAAGGAAGCGGCAAAAUGUAUCGUGGAUGAGGUGUUGAAUAUGGCAAGUCCAGUUCCAUCAACACCUUCUGAACUAAAUAACGCUUCUAUUUUGCCGGAAUCCGUGAUAAAAUUUGAUGAAAAUGAUUCAGAUUCGGAAUUUGACGAGGAUAUUUUUCAAAAUUUUACUAUGGAAAUAUAA
This is a messenger RNA of Ambispora gerdemannii, 894 nucleotides long. The record is from the annotation of a GenBank genome assembly. Lineage: Eukaryota; Fungi; Glomeromycota; Glomeromycetes; Archaeosporales; Ambisporaceae.